This is a messenger RNA of Alternaria hordeiaustralica, 1293 nucleotides long. RefSeq lists its product as uncharacterized. The record is from RefSeq and is a predicted model, not a curated record. Bases 1 to 1293 code for a protein of 430 amino acids. The transcript is spliced from 3 exons. Lineage: Eukaryota; Fungi; Ascomycota; Dothideomycetes; Pleosporales; Pleosporaceae. Gene Ontology annotation, cellular component: plasma membrane. Gene Ontology annotation, biological process: nickel cation transmembrane transport. Gene Ontology annotation, molecular function: nickel cation transmembrane transporter activity.
AUGGCAACCUCCCGCCCCUCAUCUGUAGUGGGUAGCGAUGCAGGGUGCAAAUUAUCAUUCUUUCGCAAUGCAUCCAACAAAGCAUCUGCAUAUCAUGCGCAGACACCCUACCUCAGAAGGCUCCCAUUCGCGGCAAUCGCAAUCAUCAUCACCCUCGUCGCUGUAAACCUCCUUGUUUGGGCGGCAGUUGGUAUAGUCUUACACUGGCAUACGCCACUGAUCUCGACAGCAAUCCUCUCGUACACUCUGGGCUUGCGCCAUGCCCUGGAUGCAGAUCAUAUUUCGGCGAUCGAUCUCAUGACUCGCCGUCUGGUUGCUGCAGGCCAGCGGCCAGUGACGGUUGGAAUGUUCUUCAGUCUCGGACAUUCUACCAUCGUCAUCAUCACGUCGCUCCUCGUUGCAGGAACUGCAGCGGCGGUGUCAGACAAGUUUGACAAUUUCGAGCGUGUCGGUGGCAUUAUCGGCACUUCAGUCUCUGCUGCUUUCUUGUUGCUCCUUGGUCUUAUGAACAUCUACAUUCUGUACAAGCUCAUAGUACAGAUGCGAAAGAUGGUUUCGAGCGACCCUGGUAGUGAGCACGAACAGUUCAAGAUACAGGGCGGCGGUUGCCUCUUCCCGAUAUUGCAGAAGCUCUUCAAGUUGGUCGACCGACCCUGGAAGAUGUAUCCUCUGGGUGUACUUUUCGGGCUAGGUUUCGACACUUCUUCCGAGAUCGCUAUCCUAGGAAUAAGUUCGAUUCAAGCCACGAAGGGGACAUCAAUUUGGCUGAUCUUGAUCUUUCCACUGCUCUUCACAGCAGGCAUGUGCCUUCUCGAUACCACCGAUGGUGCGCUGAUGAUGAGUCUGUACACAAGCACGCAACUUGCGCGCGACCCGAUCGCCAUUUGCUACUACAGCAUUGUGCUAACAGUCAUUACCGUGGUUGUCGCGACCAUCAUCGGGACAGUGCAGUUCCUCAAUCUGGUGCUCAACGUUGCCGAGCCGCACGGCAAGUUUUGGGAAGGCGUCGAAAAGCUGGGCGAUGCUUGGGAUAUAGUUGGCGGAGCUAUAUGCGGUACAUUUAUCGUUUUCGGUGGUCUCAGUGUUCUGCUGUACAAGCCUUGGAGACGUCGCAUCGAUAGGAAAAGAGUCAACAAUGCGCACUUUGAGCCAUUACCCCAGGAAAAUGAUGUGCCCGGCUCCGACGAAGAGCACAACCGAGGGAUCGUCCCAUCGAGUACGACACAGACAAAAGCGGUGGAGGUGAACAUCGAGCCAGUAGAAGCCAUAGGCGCUGGUCCUGCACGUUGUUGA